AUGGGAUUUCAGCCCCAAACCAACAGACUACACCUUUUCUAUCCCACUGUCACUGGACAUUAUGACGGCACAAAAAAGCAGCACAGAGAAAAUGUUGUCAAGAGUCUGGAGUCUCUCUAUAAGAAGUGGCUCACAGAGACCUGUGAACGUAUGAAUUUACCUGAAGUGGUGACAGCAAAGGUUGGAGGCAAAAUCUUCCCAUUUGGCUCCUACCAUCUGGGAGCUUACUCAAAAGGUGCUGAUAUCGACAUCCUGUGUGUCGGACCUGGAUUUCUGGAGAGGAAGGACUUCUUCAGGUCCUUUUCUGAGAAGCUGAAAGCUCAAAAAGAGGUCAAAGGCUUAAUGGUCAUUGAAGAUGCGUUCGUCCCAGUCAUCAAAUUCUCUUAUGAUGGGAUUGAGAUUGAUCUGGUUUUUGCUCUAGUAGCACAGAAAAGCAUCACUGAAAGUAUUAACCUCAUGGAUGACAACAUUCUGACAGGCAUGGAUAAACAAAGUGUCAGGAGUCUCAAUGGUUUCAGAGUCACAGAGGAGAUCCUCAGAAGUGUGCCAAAUGUUUUUAACUUCCGGCUGACACUGAGAGCCAUCAAGCUUUGGGCCAAACGACGAGGUAUAUACUCCAACAUGAUGGGGUUCCUGGGUGGUGUCUCAUGGGCCAUGAUGGUUGCCAGAGUCUGCCAGUUAUACCCAAAUGCCACAGCAUCCACCCUGGUGAACCAAUUUUUCAAGAUGUACGAGAUGUGGGAGUGGCCAUUCCCAAUUGUUUUGAAGAAAACGGUGGACUGCGGUCUCAAGUUCCCUGUUUGGAAUCCCAGGAUUAAUCUCGGCGACCGCUCACACCUGAUGCCUGUGAUCACCCCUGCAUACCCACAGCAGAACUCUACCUGCAAUGUGUCUCGCUCCUCCUUAGCUGUUAUAACAGAGGAGAUCAAGAGAGGAUAUGAAAUCACUGAAUAUAUCCGGCAGAAACAAGAAAGCUGGUCCAAACUAUUUGAAGCUUCAGACUUUUUGGAGCAGUACAAGCAUUACAUUAAGGUGGAACUAACCUCAACAACAAAAGAGCAGCAUCGAGACGGGGUCUGCCUGUUUGAGUCUAAAAUCAGACACCUGGUAGGAACUCUGGAGAGAAACCCGCUUAUUUCCCGGGCCCAUGUUAACCUGCAGUCCUACCCUGGACCACAAGAUGGUUAUGGAAAAAGCAACACAGUGUGGCUGAUCGGACUUGUCUUCAAUAUGGAUCAUUUUAAAUACCAAAGAGUCGAUCUGUUCACUGAGCUCCAGCCCCUCUUAAAUCAUGUCAAGAGCCUGGAACGAGGUUAUAAGAAGUCCGAUGAGGGGGCGACCUUAACAGCCAAAUAUAUACUGAGGGAAAACAGCACCUGGAAGCAACCUAAUAGGAGCCAAAUGGUGUCAUAUCCAGUCAGGCUCACACACCGCCAAAUUUCUAAUGCAGCACCUCUGAUACACCCGGCCAUAAAAAGAAAAGAUUUAACUCAAUCUUGGAUGCCAGCCAAGAAGAUAAGAGCUGACAAGGAAUUGCAUUCCAUGACAAGCAGCUCAGGUGCUUCACCCUCCCUGACACAGCAGGGCACAAAAAGACCUCUCUGUCUUCAACCAUUAAUGUCAUGCAAAAAGUUCAGAGCUGAUAUGGAGACAACUCAAGACCCCAGCACUUCUCAAAGCAUCAAGAGACCUCGCGCUACUGAGCCUGAGACACCGAACAAAAAACCCAGACAUAACCUGGAAUUGCAUUCCAUGACAAGCAGCUCAGGUGCUUCACCAUCCCUGACACAGCAGGGCACCAAGAGACCUCUCUGUCUGCAACCAUUAAUGUCAUGCCAAAAGUUCAGAGCUGAUAUGGAGACAACUCAAGACCCUAGCACUUCUCAAAGCAUCAAGAAACCUUGCGCUAAUGAGCCUGAGACACCGAACAAAAAACCCAGAGAUAACCUGACUGGGCCCGAAAAAGAGCUACCAGACCUGCGACAAAGUCUUUCCAAGCCUGCUAUGGCUGAAAAGCUCCUCAUCAGAUUGAAACUGUUCCGUGAUAACUUCUGAUGGAGCUCCUGACCAGGAGGGGGAAUCUUCACCAGCUGAUGCUGAUGGCGCUGCCUUGUUGCAGCGACAUAUUUUCCUUAUUAUCUUGACUACGUGGAUUCAUCAUGGAUUUUGUGAGCGCUUUGCUUAUGAACAUCGUUGCUCUGGGGACUGUCAUGAACUUUCAAACAAACGAACAAACAAGCCAUCAGCCCCACAGACUCCAAUAUAGUCGUGACUUUCUCAUUCAAUGCAGCAACUCAGCUGCUGGGACUGUACCCGACGGCAUCCCCCGGGAGAUCUGUAAACGCGGAGUUGUUGGGCAGUCAGCGGUACGAGGGGGAAAGCGUGACCGGAGAGGAGGAGACCGACAGCGGCUACUCAGCCCUGAAUGCUGCCGGUGGAAAACAGCAGUGUUGUACUGUUUUGUUUGUGUCACCGCUGACUGAAAGACAAAUUGCCCUCCGGGGAUGAUAAAGAAAACCUUGAACCUUGAACCUUGAACCUUGAACCUUGAACCUUGAACCUUGAACCUUGAACCUUGAGUGAGGAAGCGUGGAUGGAAAGGAGGAGUGAUUGCGCCGCCUGCCACAUCCGCAUUGGUGCAAGACUGUCGUAGUUAGGAAAUCUCUCUGCAGCCCUGACAUUGAACUUUUAUCUAUUUCCCUUUGCCCCUUCUAUCUGCCACGGGAAAUUCCGCAAAUAUUUAUGACGGUGGUAUAAAUUCAACCUAGAGCCAACAUGGUCAAUGCAACAUCCACAAUUGUUAAACUUGUGCAUAGUUUGCAGAGCAUUUCCCCUGAUGCCCCUCACUUUAUACUGGGUGAUUUUAAUUCUUUUAAUCUUAAUAGGACCCUUUCUCAUUUCUACCAGUGUAGUGGCAGAUCUUUUAAUUCAGUUUGAAAUGUCACUUGGUUAGUUGGAGUAAUCUUUUCUGACGCGUGUCCACCGUCAUUUAUAAAAUAAAAAUAAUCAAUUUACUCACAGGUCCGUAGUUCAAUCUCAGUUUAUUCCAUGAGAGUUUUUCCAUUUUCUUCCACUGAAAACUACUCAAACACAGGCUCAAAAUAGGUCACGGUCAAGAAACAUUACUUGUGAUGCUCCAACUAACCCAAAACAAAAUAAUGUAAUUACACACACCUGUGCCUCCUGCCUUAUAUAUUUACUGGCCCCACCCAUAAACAAAUUCCCACUUAAACUAAAAUGGCUUCUACAACCAGUAUGUAAAAUGCCCAACAAGGUAUGGAAAAGUGCUGGACAUGUGCUGUUGGGUUUUUAAACAAGCUGUAGGACCUUACCUUGGUCUCAUGCACAGGAAGAAUGAUGUCAUCCAUGGGGGUUAAGUUAUAUGGAUACGUACUUGAAUUGAUUUGUGAACUUGUGUUUGUUGUUGUGUGUAUUGCUUGUAUGUAUAGGAUGUGUGGACUGCUGUUGCAACAAAAAUUGCCCCUUGGGGACAAUGAAGAUUUCUAAUCUAAUCUAAAAAAAACGUCUUAUGUCUUGUCUUUUUGUGAUUGCAAAAAUAAAAAUGCAAAUGUUGCAAAUA
Notolabrus celidotus (New Zealand spotty) is the source of this 3580-nucleotide messenger RNA. Its product is annotated as poly(A) polymerase beta-like. The coding region runs from base 1 to 2055 and encodes 684 amino acids. The record is from RefSeq and is a predicted model, not a curated record. The transcript has 20 exons. Gene Ontology annotation, molecular function: poly(A) RNA polymerase activity; RNA binding. NCBI's taxonomy places the organism in Eukaryota, Metazoa, Chordata, Actinopteri, Labriformes, Labridae. Gene Ontology annotation, cellular component: nucleus.